UGCGUAUUGGUUAAUUUCUUGUAGUGGGCGUGGCUGUGGCUGAAGGUGAGCUACGUAGCAUGGCUGGCACGGGAUCUGCGUGGAGGCCUCCUCGGGCGUGCGACGAUUACUGGAGCGAAUACAAGCACUGCAAAAGCCUCCUGCAUCGCUUUCACUGUUAUUACACCCUGGGAGAGGCGCCCUCCUGUCAGCAAUGGAAAGCAGACUAUUACACCUGCAGAGACUGGGAGAAGCACCAGACCACUGAAGCUAAGGAAGCAUUGCGUGGAAGUGAGCGUCAGAGGGUUGCACAGCAGCAGAAGCACGCCCCUGUCUGGGAGCUGAGAAAGAAACCACCCGCUGACUGGCACCUGCCUCUCGACUACAGGAACCCAAUGGACUCGUGAGCAGCAACCGGAGGAGCAGGACUGGGGGGGCUCCGGGAAUCUGAUGAGCAAUCUUUUUUUUUUUUUUU
Acipenser ruthenus (sterlet) is the source of this 454-nucleotide messenger RNA. RefSeq names its product UPF0545 protein C22orf39 homolog. The transcript is spliced from 3 exons. The coding region runs from base 60 to 386 and encodes 108 amino acids. NCBI's taxonomy places the organism in Eukaryota, Metazoa, Chordata, Actinopteri, Acipenseriformes, Acipenseridae. The record is from RefSeq and is a predicted model, not a curated record.